AUGGCCACACUGUACCCAUCUCUGGAGGACCUGAAGGUGGACCAAGCCAUGCAGGCCCAGGCCAGAGCCGUAGCCAGGAUGCCCGCCCUGCCAGCACGGGGAAAAGGGGACUCCCAGCCUCCAGUUUUGUACCCUAACCUGGCAGAAUUGGAAAACUAUAUGGGUCUUUCCCUCUCCAGCCAAGAAGUCCAGCAGAGCCUGCCUCAGACUCCAGAAGGUGCCAGUGCAGCGGUCUCGGGCCCCUCGCCGGGCCAGGCGGUGGCGCCGGUGUCCGGGAACAGCCUAGGCGCGCUGCGUGCGGAGAUCAAGCCUGGGGUGCGAGAGAUCCACCUAUGCAAGGACGAGCGUGGCAAGACGGGGCUGCGGCUGCAGGCCAUCGACAAGGGGCUCUUCGUGCAGCUGGUCCAGGCCAACACCCCUGCGUCCUUGGUGGGGCUGCGCUUUGGGGACCAGAUUCUGCAGAUUGAUGGACGUGACUGUGCUGGGUGGAGCACGGACAAAGCUCACCAGGUGGUGAAGAAGGCAUCGGCCGAGAAGAUCAUCAUAGUUGUUCGGGACAGGCCGUUCCAGCGGACCAUCACCAUGCACAAGGACAGCACAGGACAUGUCGGCUUCGUCAUCAAGAAAGGGAAGAUCAUCUCUUUGGUCAAAGGGAGUUCUGCAGCCCGUAAUGGGCUCCUCACCAACCACUAUGUGUGCGAGGUGAAUGGGCAAAACGUCAUAGGGCUGAAGGACAAAGAAGUCACAGAGAUUCUGGCCACCGCCGGGAACGUCAUCACCCUGACCAUCAUCCCCACUGUCAUCUACGAGCACAUGGUCAAAAAGUUGUCCCCGACCCUGCUCCACCACACCAUGGACCACUCCAUCCCUGACGUCUGA
This is a messenger RNA of Rangifer tarandus platyrhynchus (Svalbard reindeer), 879 nucleotides long. The record is from the annotation of a GenBank genome assembly. Lineage: Eukaryota; Metazoa; Chordata; Mammalia; Artiodactyla; Cervidae.